This is a messenger RNA of Macadamia integrifolia, 1430 nucleotides long. Its product is annotated as protein trichome birefringence-like 41. NCBI's taxonomy places the organism in Eukaryota, Viridiplantae, Streptophyta, Magnoliopsida, Proteales, Proteaceae. Gene Ontology annotation, molecular function: O-acetyltransferase activity. The coding region runs from base 222 to 1274 and encodes 350 amino acids. The transcript has 4 exons. The record is from RefSeq and is a predicted model, not a curated record. Gene Ontology annotation, cellular component: Golgi apparatus.
UGAUGCAGAACCGUGGAAGGCAUUGACAACCCAACUUGGCAAGCUGUCUCUUUCCAUAAGAAAUCUUUUUGGCUUCUCUCUCCUCUCUUUUCUUCAAAAACUGCAACUCUCCCCAUUCCUUCCAAUCUUUUCUACUAUUACUUAUUCUUGAUUUCUUCUCAUCCUAUUUCCAGGCCAAACCCAUCGCUCCUGUUUUCCCAUUUUGGAAAACAGAUCUUGAGAUGAUGGGUUCCUGGCUCCAUUACUGUUCUUCUUCCUCUGUUGCUACUGCUCUGUUUCUGAUUUGUCUUCUCCAAGGAUCCAAUGGGUGCGAUUACUUCAAAGGUAACUGGGUAUUCGAUUCUUCCUAUCCUCUCUAUGAUUCAUUGAGUUGCCCAUUCAUCGAAAAAGAGUUCAGUUGCCAGAAGAAUGGCCGCCCUGAUUCUCGUUACCAAAGUUACAGAUGGAAGCCCACUGGAUGUGAUUUGCCCAGCUUUGACGGUGAGGAUUUUCUGAGGAAGAAUAAAGGGAAACGGAUCAUGUUCGUGGGGGACUCGCUGAGUCGGAACCAGUGGAAAUCGUUACUUUGCUUGUUAUAUAGUGCAGUGCCUCAUGCCACCUUCACAAUGGAGACUCACGAGGAGGAAAACGUCUCUACUUUCACCGUCCAGGAGUAUGAAGUUUCAGUAAUGCUGUCCCGAAAUGUGUAUCUAGUAGAUAUAGUAAGGGAAGAUAUCGGACGAGUCCUGAAACUAGACUCAAUCAAGGAGGGAGACAAGGUAUGGAAAGACUUGGACGUCUUGAUCUUCAACACAUGGCAUUGGUGGAAUCGCAGAGGCCCCACACAACCAUUUGAUUACUUUGAACUAGGAAAUAAGACCUACAAAGACAUGGAUCGUUUAGCUGCUUUUGAGAUAGCCCUUACUACAUGGGCUACAUGGGUAGAUGACAAAAUUGAUCCCACCAAAACAAGAGUCUUCUUUCAAGGCAUAUCUCCAUCCCAUUACAAUGGCACAGGAUGGAAUGAGCCUGGUGUAAAGAACUGUCGUGGACAAGAGCUACCCUUGACUGGGACUACAUACCCAGGAGGUUUACCUAUGGCCUUGACAGUGCUGAAGAAAGUAUUGAGUGGGAUGUCUAAGCCUGUGUAUUUGCUUGAUGUGACGGAGCUGUCACUGCUAAGGAAAGAUGGGCAUCCUUCUACCUAUGGAUUUGGUGCGAUGGAUUGCAGCCAUUGGUGUCUCCCUGGUGUUCCUGAUACUUGGAACCAACUCCUUUACAAUGGUCUCUUAUGAUCAUAAUAUAUUGAUGAGCUAUGAUGAGAAAGGAUGAAAAUAAGGUAUUAGCAUAUUCAAUUGAUCAAUGUAGCAUUAUUCUUUUUCAUUCUCCUUUCAUUUAUGAUGACAUUAUUGGAAAAAAUAAAGUUUUUCUUUAUAUUUUCCUUCUGGAAA